Aspergillus sclerotioniger CBS 115572 is the source of this 1952-nucleotide messenger RNA. Its product is annotated as mRNA-binding protein NAB2. Lineage: Eukaryota; Fungi; Ascomycota; Eurotiomycetes; Eurotiales; Aspergillaceae. Gene Ontology annotation, cellular component: nucleus; cytoplasm. The coding region runs from base 233 to 1717 and encodes 494 amino acids. The record is from RefSeq and is a predicted model, not a curated record. Gene Ontology annotation, molecular function: poly(A) binding. The transcript is spliced from 2 exons. Gene Ontology annotation, biological process: regulation of mRNA stability.
CCUCAAACACCCCCUCCCAUCUUCUGAUUCCUCGGAUUUUGCAUAUCGCGCCUCGGUCUUGUCCCCGGUAUUAGAUUUUGAUUCUCCAGUCUUGCGACUGGUCUUAAAAGGGCUUUGUUGGCUCAAAGGCGCGGCAUUUGCGAACCCCAGUCCCGUCCCCUACAAUUCCUCGCCUCCCAUUUUCCCAUUUGCGUCACUUGCAAUCCACCUUCAGCGCCCGCGCACUUUGAUCAUGGCCACCAUGGUCGCAGCAGGGACUCCCCUCGCGGAGGCCCUUGGUCAUGUUAUCCCACCAAAGCUGGUCGAGAUGGGCUGGAGCUCCGACGGUGGCGACGAUUCAGCUCUGACCGAGUAUGUGAUCUUGAUGCUGGUCAACGGCAAGACCCAGGAGCAAAUAGCGGGCGAACUCUCCAAUGAUCUCCUUGGUCUCGGCGAAGGCGACACACAAGCCCUCGAUUUCUCCAGGUGGCUGUUCGAACAGGUCGAGGUUCUUAACCACCAAAUCAAUGGCGGGGGUGCCCCGGUGCCCAACGCGCCUGCCUCUGCGCAGGCAAUUCCAUCAUUUGCGGAUCAGGACGCCACCGCUACUCAAAUGACCGGCUUCGAUGGUAGUGUGCAGGAUACCGAUAUGAGCAUGGGUGAUGGAACCCCCGGCGACUCUAUACCGACGGGUCCGAAGGCGAUGCGCAGUGGUCGUGGCGGCGGACGGGGUCGGAUGCUCAACCAAAUAAAUCGGACGAUGGACCGUGGGGACUCGGCUUUACAUAGAGUCCGUGGCCAAGCUGGCGCUGGUCGGAUCAAUUCGCACGGCCGAGAGCAUGGAAAGGGACGUUUCAACCAAAAUGGAGGAGCCAGGAUGCCCGGUGGCCGUCAAAUGGGGCAAAUGGGCAUGGGCAAUAUGAUGAACAUGACCCAAUCCGAUCAGAUGCACCUCAUGUCUCUGCUCGAGGAGCAAGCACGCAUGAUGGCACAAAUUAUGCCUGGAUUCGUCCCCCCUGCGAUCAACCCAGCCUUCCAGCAGAACGGAUCGCCACAAGGCCGUUCCUUGUUCGAUCGCGUCGAGCGCCAGCGUGGCCACCGGCAUCACGGUAAUCGCGGCCAGCGUCAUAACCAGCACGAUCAGUCUGGAGAUGUUGAUAUGGAUACGAAACCGGACCAAGGAAACCAGGAUGAAAGCAAUACCGACAGUGUGUGCCAUUACAACCUCCGGUGCACCAGGAGGGACUGUCCCUUUGCUCACCAGUCACCGGCCGCCCCUGAAGGUGCCCCGGUUGAUGUUUCAGACCCAUGCACAUAUGGGGCGGCUUGUAAGAACCGGAAGUGUACUGGACGCCAUCCUUCCCCUGCCGUCAAAACCGCACACCAAGCAGAGGAGCUCUGCAAAUUCUUCCCCAACUGCGCCAACCCUCAUUGCCACUUCAAACACCCCAGCAUGCCUCUCUGUCGGAAUGGGGCUGACUGCACCACUGAGGGUUGCAAGUUCACCCAUGUCCAAACCGCUUGCAGGUUCAAUCCUUGUCUCAACCCGAACUGUCCGUACAAGCAUGCCGAGGGCCAAAAGGGCGCCUUCUCCGACAAGGUGUGGACGGCCAAUUCACAAGAGGGCAGCCAUGUGAGCGAAAGGAAGUUUGUGGCUGAGGGGGACGACGAAACGGAGGAGUUGAUUAAGCCGGACACGGCUGGGGAUGGUUCUCAGAGCCAUGAGAUCGUGACAUAGUCUCCUGCGAGGGACUUCCCUUCCCUUGUUUCUUUGACGAUAUCCACAUUCUACAAUUCCCUUAUGAGGCCGGAGAGAUCUCUUGUAUUAUUUGGUGUGCGCGCGCAUGCGGAUGAUGGUUGCUUGCUUGCUUGGGAGGGCGUUUAGUUGCGAUCUAAUAACUUUUAUUGCUCAUGGGAAUGACAGAAAGAAUUCAUGGUUGUUUGUAAAUAGAGUCUGGAUAUCAUAAGCCUGC